Molecule: messenger RNA, 2492 nt
Organism: Cylas formicarius (sweet potato weevil)
Lineage: Eukaryota; Metazoa; Arthropoda; Insecta; Coleoptera; Brentidae
Exons: 5
Coding region: 1121-1888 (255 amino acids)
Biological process (GO): sensory perception of smell
Cellular component (GO): membrane
Molecular function (GO): olfactory receptor activity; odorant binding
Source: RefSeq, a predicted model, not a curated record
UCCUGACGUUUUCGUUUCGGUUCGCUAUAUUAAAACUCCUUCACAUGAACAACAUAAGUUUCGUUAAAAUUUGUUUUAAUCGAGAUUAUUCUUUGCGAAGUAGUGGUUGUCUGAUAAUGCGGAUAUCAAGUACAACCAGGCAGCCAAUCUUACCCAUAGAUUGCUGUACUUACAGGUUUCGGAGACACUAGUGUGACGAAUGUAAGUGCUCGUUUUCUCUAAAACCCACAAAGAUGUACCAAGUCUUUCGCCACUUCCAUGAAAUCGUUUUAAAAUCAAUGCAUUUUCCUUUUUCAUACACGUUCAACAAAAUACAACAACAAAACUAAUUACCAGCAAUUGUGCAUAUAGCACAUGCAAAUGAUACAACAUGAACCUUUUCAUAUUACUACAUUGCUCUUUAUUUCAACUUGGGUGGUUCUAUAUUCAUUUUCUUCUUUCUGGUUAGAGUCCUUCAGAUCACAGCCCUCUUCAUGCAUACUUUCAAAACAAAUCCGUUACCGUAUCAUUAGGGACAUACGUUUUGCAUUACGAUCAAUUGGGGUCGUCUCGGAACAAAACCAGCAGGUUGUAUCGGUGACAAGUGAGAUACAACCACAACUUCCUCCAUCCUCGCAAUUUUCGGGUCAUAGUGUUCGACCAUCGCCGCCAUCUGGAUUGCAACUAAAUAAACUGCUUAAAAAAUAAGAGAGUUAGGAAAUUUUUAUGAUAAUGCUUAUGUUUAGCAACGAGGCGGCCCUAACCUCUAUCAAUUUAUUAUGGGAAUAGCAACGGUACCGAAAAACCGUUGCUCUACCAGUACUAGUACCUUUUCGACAGGAGACAUAAGACCUACGCUCAGUGGUUAUUGUCCGGGUGUCACGCUUGCAUUUCUCGACUCUCUGGCGAUAUUCGUUAGAGUUCAGUUGAAGGUGUUGGAGCACUACUCCAAGGAGGAAGAUGAGAAAACCCACGACAGCCUGAAGUUGUUGUGAGAUACAAAUAUAAACACCUUUUACAAUUAUUAGUGUGUCGAACUCUCGGACACCCUGUUAAAAAAAAUACCGAAACGCCGCUGAACAACCCCCGUCAUUCGCGACCGCUGCUACAUAAAGGCGGUCGCUUUCGCACUUGCUCAAACAUGAAGGUGGGCAACUAUUUCACGCACGUCAGGAGGUUGCUGAUGGUGGUCGGGAUCUGGAAAGUGGAAAGUUCCGACAUCUUGUUUUUCGGGAAACGAAUCUACCAGGUCUACUCGCUUUUCUUCCAAUUAUUCUGCUAUUCGGCGGCUCUGUCGUUGCUUAUCGAAAUACCUUCGUUGGUGAAAACUGACGUGGCGGCUGUUGCAGCGAUGGACAACGCAAACAGAUUCACCGUGUACAUCGUCAUCAUAAUUAAAAUGAUUGCUUGGCAGACCAGAAGGAUGGUAGACCUGCUCAGAGUACUCUUGGACCAAAACCAGGAGAUGCAGGAGGCCUCUCGCGUCGACCUACACAUACGUCGAUUGUAUAGAAAACACGCGAGGUACAAUCACAAGCUCAUGUUCGUCCUCGUCAGCUCUGGGACGGCCAUAGCGAUCAGCAUCGCUGCAGUAGGGUUUAUGGAAAUUUAUAAAUUCAUGCAAUCGCCGGAAAGCGUUAACGCCACAGAAAAGCCGCUACCCAACAGGUACUGGUAUCCUUUUGACCGAAACAAAAACUACGUUGUCGCCUUGGUGGACCAAAGCAUCAGACCGACGCUCAGUUGUUUGUGCGCGGGUGUGACGAGCGCGUCUCUGAACUCACUCGCCAUAUUCGUGAGGGCUCAGUUAAAACUGUUGCAAUACCGUUUCCAUCACUUUCAUCAGCGGGAAGAAGAAGCAUUCGCCGCCCUGAAGCGGUUGUGCGUCAAACAUCAACGCGGCAUUUGAUUAUCUCGUGCGUUCUAACCAAUAGCGGUAUAUGCGUAAGGAUCUGUCGAACCGUCCUGACCCAGCGAAGAACCUCGAAGGUCAGAUCAACAAAGCAAAGCGUGAUGGGCUGUUUAAGGCACAUAGUAUGAAUAUGCAUAGAGACAGCAAAUUUAAAAUCUAUAAGACCUGCCCCAGGCCGAUCACGUCGUACGGAGAAGAGAUCAACGAAAUGAAAAGAAUGUUUCGAGGAGCCGAAAUGAGGAGUCUCCUGACUAUAAUGGACAAAAGAAGAAUUUACCGAACCAGAAAGACUGAUAUUAGGCAACAAUGUGUUGUGUAAGACUUCGUAAGAUGAAGAGGGUAAUGGUACUUUCACGUAAAAAGGAUGAACUUCAAGGGAAACCAAACGAAGGAUCUAUACAAAAUACGUCUGAGGAAAUGAUACAGAGGAAUCCAAGAGAUCAACGGAAAUAAAAAUAAGAAGAAACAGCAUCUUUGAUUUGUAAGAUAUUUUUUUUAUCGUUUUGAUAGUUGCACGGCAAUGUGGAAAAAGCAAAUCAUUAGAUCUGGCAAGCAAAAAGUGACGUCCUCCCCUGGCUUACCGUUCUUGAAUCUCAGGUGU